CACUGCAGCCUGGGCGACAGAGUGAGAUUCCGCCUCAAAAAACAAAACAAAACAAAACAAACAAACAAAUAAACUAGGUAGUGAGAGCCAUACAGAUAAAACUAUAAUUCCCCUCCUCACAUAUCUUCAGUAAAUGGCAUUGGAGAAGGAUUACGUUGUUUAAUGCUAUAUCUACAAUUUAAGUGAAAUGUUUUUGGUGUUAGUAUUUCUCUGGACCACUUGUUACUGCCUCUCUUGUCUGGUCUUUAUGCUGUCACUUCUAGCUGGUGACACACCUAAAACAGGUCUGAGGACUUACUGCUUUAGCCUACAUAAUACUGCCAUUCAGAGCCUGAGAAUCUUUUCUCUGCUACUGUGUUUUUCUCCUUUUGCUCCCUAUACUCAGGAGUGUGUGUCAUAGGGCAGGCCGAGUUUCAUUAAGCUCCUAAUGUGGAUAUUGGAAACCCCACCUGUGUGCCAAGUCCUUUUGGCUGUGAGCAAAGUGGAGGCUUGGUACUUGUCAUUCCUUUGCAGCAGUUGAGCUGAAGGAAUGCUGCAUGGCUUGUUGGAAGUUGUUUGGUGGCCUUGAGUGGGGUGUGUAUGAGGGUGUGUGUAGAGAGGUGAGGGUCUUAUAGUCUGUGUGGGAGAUAUGGGUUCUUUUCUGGUGUCAUGUUAAUCAUCAGGCAGUAUUUAUUGACUGCCUCCUUAUGACUAGCACUGUAAUAGGAGCUUUUGGAAUAGAAUAAUAAAAUAUAUAAUUGAGUCAUAGUUUAAUAGUCAAACAUUUCUAGCUCUGCCACUUACCAGCGUUGAAUUGGGCACGUUAAUGUCUUUAAGCCUCCCUUUACUUUUCUGUAAAAUGGAACUAUUAAUAACUAUCUGAUAGGACUGUUGUGAAUAUUGAAUAAAGGACGUAAGUAUCGUGUUUAGCACAUACCUGACUGUAGUUACUAUUUCAUUUCAUGUAGUCAUAUUAUGACAGAUACGAUAUAAAACAGAGGGUAAUAAAAAUAGAGAAUAAUGUGACAGUACACUGUAUAAUCAAAUACUUUAAUUGUGACAUGUAGAUUAUAAAUAGUCUAGGAAUUUACAGAAGGGAAAGAACACUCUUAUGCAACCAUUUAAUAUUCCUGUACCUCAGUUUUUCCACUGGACAUGCUGUAGACAAUGCUAGGUGAUCUCCCAGAGAGUGAUUAAGAUGUUAAAGCAUUUUUGCGUUUUUAGAUGGUGCAUAUGAUGGUGAGAAGGAAGGGAGAAGAUUGAGGAAUUGUUGAUCUUGGCAAAUUUAACACUUAACAUUUAAACAUUUUUCCUUAUGUAGAUGGACAUGGCAGCCUUACAGGAAAACUUAAAGUUGGAGAUGUGGUGAUUUCCUUCCAGGGAACAUACUUGCUUUGGUAUUACUCUCUGUUGCCUCACUGGCAUUUUAAUUAGUUGAAAACUAAAGUUGGUCAAUGGAUUGCCUCUGAUUGUGAGCCCUUGGAUAUAAUCUGGAGAUUAAGUGAUUUGUAACCCAAAUUAUCCCUCUGAUCCUCUGGCAAAAAUGAAACAAACAAACAAACAGGGCAGGAGGAGAUUUAGUUCUCUUGAACUGCAUGUUAAGGACUUGUGGUUUACUCACCAUCAGUGUUUCUCUGGGUGGAACAUCUUUACUCAGAACAGAUCUUAGACUGCUCACAUAGACUGCUCUCACUUUUAAGCAGGUUUUCAUAAGCAUAUUCUUGGAAAACACCUUUUAGAAAGUGCUUUAUUCACAAUGUCCAAAAGAAACUGUUUCAGUUCCUAGUUGGUGUGUGCUUACUUGGUGAUUUGUUUUGUGUUAGCCUGAUACUGGAAAGUUUGUAUUUGGGUUUUAUUUCUAUCCAGAUCAACUUUCUUGUGUUUCAAGAAAAUUGCAGAUAAUUUUCCCCUGAAAGUAAAGCUGUUCAUACCUUUUUUCCAUCUCUUUAGUUUGGGUCUCUCUCUCUCUUUUUUUUUUCCUUUUUUUUUUUUGGCAUUGUUUGCCAAGGUUUCCAGUUUAUAGCAAGAGGUGAGGCAACGUUGAUCUUGGCAGAACAGUCCAAAGCCAGUAGAGUCAUUAAGUGACGCAAGCUUUUGAUUUUUUUUAUUUCUGUUAAAGUUCUCUGACACAGCUGGCUAUUCUAGUCCCAGAAGAAAGAGGAGAGACUUGCUGAAGAUUUGGAUGAGACAAUAGAAGUUUGGGGCACAUUAAAAAGAAGGAGCAAGAACAUCAACAAAAACCUCAGAUGAUUCAAACAGGCUUCUUCUUGGCUUUGUGGAACCUUUUGCAGUUGCUCAGAAUUUGAGUUUUUGCUUCAGAGGAUGAUGAGACAAGGCAAUAAAGGGCGAGGAGGGUUAUGUUGGAUUCUUGCUUAUCUGUCUACCUCUCCUUCCAGUUGGAAAAAUCUUCAGUCCAUAAGAAGCAUUAUCAACAAGCUUGAAGAACACAUCUUACCCUGAUCCUGGAUGCUGCUGGAGUUGAGAAUUACACCCACUUCACCAGGACGUUAUUGAGGCUGUUCAAGAAAAAUAGAAGGAAGCAAUACUUAAGGAUUUCUCUGUUUGCAUUAGUCCUGUGCCAUGUUACAUUUUGGAGAUUGUUUGGAACAAGUGAGGAAGGACUCUGUCAUCUAGAUCUAGGAGGAUACCUGAGUCCCUUGAACUAUGCAGAUGAUAUUUGGAAGGUGGUAAACUCAAAAUCUUCCAACAUAAAUUCACUAAAUUCUGGAUUCCCUUUCCUUUUAGAACUUUAGCAGACAUAAAUUCCUGCCAAAAAGGCACAAAACCUUCUCCGUUUUUUUUCAGGCUAAAUGUGAACAAUAAUGUCUUGGAAGAGAAAUUAUUUUUCAGGGGGUCGUGGUAGUGUACAAGGGAUGUUUGCACCUCGAAGCUCAACCUCCAUAGCCCCUAGCAAAGGCCUCAGCAAUGAGCCAGGGCAAAACAGCUGCUUCCUCAACAGUGCCCUGCAGGUUUUGUGGCACUUGGAUAUCUUCCGACGUAGCUUUAGGCAGCUUACAACUCACAAGUGCAUGGGAGAUUCCUGCAUCUUUUGUGCUCUCAAGGGAAUCUUUAACCAGUUUCAGUGUAGUAGUGAAAAAGUGCUUCCAUCUGACACUCUCCGCAGUGCUCUGGCAAAGACUUUCCAGGAUGAACAACGUUUCCAGCUGGGAAUUAUGGAUGAUGCUGCAGAGUGCUUUGAAAACCUCCUGAUGAGAAUUCACUUCCACAUUGCUGAUGAAACCAAAGAGGAUAUAUGUACUGCCCAACACUGCAUUUCCCAUCAGAAAUUUGCAAUGACAUUGUUUGAGCAGUGUGUUUGUACUAGCUGUGGUGCCACUUCUGAUCCGCUGCCUUUCAUCCAGAUGGUACAUUAUAUCUCCACCACUUCCCUUUGCAAUCAGGCUAUUUGUAUGCUGGAAAGACGAGAGAAACCUUCACCAAGCAUGUUUGGUGAGCUGCUGCAGAAUGCCAGCACCAUGGGGGAUCUGCGGAACUGUCCAAGCAACUGUGGAGAGAGGAUCAGGAUUCGCCGUGUGUUGAUGAAUGCUCCACAGAUUAUCACAAUUGGGCUGGUAUGGGACUCAGACCACUCAGACUUAGCAGAAGAUGUUAUCCACAGCCUGGGAACCUGCCUUAAGCUGGGUGAUCUGUUUUUCAGAGUGACAGAUGACCGGGCCAAGCAAUCUGAACUGUACUUAGUAGGAAUGAUCUGUUACUAUGGCAAACAUUAUUCUACAUUCUUUUUUCAAACAAAGAUUCGCAAAUGGAUGUAUUUUGAUGAUGCUCAUGUUAAGGAGAUUGGGCCCAAAUGGAAGGAUGUGGUGACCAAAUGCAUCAAGGGGCAUUAUCAGCCCCUGCUGCUGCUUUAUGCAGAUCCCCAGGGUACCCCAGUAUCCACCCAGGACCUGCCUCCCCAAGCUGAGUUCCAUUCAUACAGCAGGACAUGCUACGACAGUGAAGAUUCAGGGAGGGAGCCCUCCAUCUCAAGUGACACUCGAACAGAUUCCUCAACGGAGAGCUAUCCCUACAAACAUUCCCACCAUGAGUCUGUGGUCAGUCACUUCUCUUCUGAUUCUCAGGGGACAGUCAUCUAUAAUGUGGAGAAUGAUUCCAUGUCUCAGAGCAGUCGGGACACAGGACACCUGACUGAUAGUGAAUGUAAUCAGAAACACACAUCCAAGAAAGGGUCACUGAUAGAGCGCAAGAGGAGCUCUGGUCGGGUUAGGAAGAAAGGCGACGAGCCCCAGGCCUCAGGAUACCACAGUGAAGGAGAAACACUGAAAGAGAAGCAGGCUCCUAGAAAUGCCUCCAAACCAUCCAGCAGCACCAACAGGCUGAGGGAUUUUAAAGAGACAGUCAGCAAUAUGAUCCAUAACAGACCAUCCCUGGCUUCUCAGACCAAUGUAGGCUCCCACUGUGGGGGCAGGGGAGGAGACCAGCCUGACAAAAAACCUCCUAAGACCCUACCUUUACACUCUCGUGACUGGGAAAUAGAGAGUACCAGCAGUGAGUCAAAAUCCAGUUCUUCCAGCAAGUAUCGUCCAACAUGGAGACCAAAACGAGAAUCUCUGAAUAUUGACAGUAUCUUUAGUAAGGACAAAAGGAAGCACUGUGGCUAUACCCAGCUUAGCCCCUUUUCUGAGGAUUCAGCUAAAGAAUUUAUACCAGAUGAACCAAGCAAACCACCUUCUUAUGACAUUAAAUUUGGUGGACCAAGCCCCCAGUACAAGCGCUGGGGCCCAGCACGGCCAGGCUCUCACCUUUUAGAGCAGCACCCCCGACUAAUCCAGCGAAUGGAAUCUGGCUAUGAAAGCAGUGAGAGGAACAGCAGCAGCCCCGUCAGCCUGGAUGCAGCCCUGCCUGAGAGCUCAAAUGUCUACAGGGAUCCAAGUGCUAAGAGAUCAGCUGGGUUGGUUCCUUCCUGGCGUCAUAUCCCAAAGUCGCACAGUAGUAGCAUCCUGGAGGUGGACUCCACAGCAUCCAUAGGUGGCUGGACAAAGAGUCAGCCUUUCUCAGGUGAGGAGAUAUCUUCUAAAAGUGAACUGGAUGAAUUGCAGGAAGAGGUGGCCAGGAGGGCGCAGGAACAGGAACUUCGAAGAAAACGGGAGAAAGAAUUAGAGGCAGCGAAAGGGUUUAACCCUCAUCCUAGCCGCUUCAUGGAUUUGGAUGAACUGCAGAAUCAGGGGAGGAGUGACGGCUUUGAGAGGUCCCUGCAAGAGGCAGAGUCAGUAUUUGAAGAGUCACUGCAUCUGGAACAGAAAGGAGACUGUGCUGCAGCUUUGGCUCUCUGUAAUGAAGCUAUCUCUAAACUAAGACUUGCCCUGCAUGGUGCCAGCUGUAGCACGCACAGCAGAGCCCUAGUCGAUAAGAAGUUGCAAAUCAGUAUUCGAAAAGCACGGAGCCUGCAGGAUCGCAUGCAGCAGCAGCAAUCACCACAGCAGCCGUCGCAGCCCUCAGCCUGCCUCCCGUCACAGGCGGGGACUCUCCCUCAGCCAACAAGUGAACAGCCUAUCCCGCUCCAAGUAUUGUUAAGCCAAGAGGCCCAACUGGAACCCGGCACGGAUACAGAGUUUGGGGCCAGUUCUUUCUUCCAUUCACCUGCUUCCUGCCAUGAGUCACACUCAUCACUAUCUCCAGUGUCAUCUGCCCCACAGCACAGCUCCCCCAGUAGAUCUGCCUUGAAGCUUCUGACUUCGGUUGAAGUAGACAACAUUGAACCCUCUGCAUUCCACAGGCAAGGUUUACCUAAAACACCAGGAUGGACUGAGAAGAAUUCUCAUCAUAGUUGGGAGCCAUUGGAUGCCCCAGAGGGUAAGCUGCAAGGCUCUAGGUGUGACAACAGCAGUUGCAGCAAGCUACCUCCACAAGAAGGAAGAGGCAUUGCUCAAGAACAGCUAUUCCAAGAAAAGAGGGACCCUGCUAAUAACCCCUCCCUGGUGAUGCCUGGAAUAGCCACCUCUGAGAGGGGAGAUGAACAUAGCCUAGGCUGUAGUGCUUCAAAUUCAUCAGCUCAGCCCAGCCUUCCCCUGUAUAGAACCUGCCACCCCAUACUGCCUGUUGCUUCUUCAUCUGUGCUUCGCUGUCCUGAUCCUGUGCAGAAAACUAACCAAUGCCUCCAAGGCCAAAGCCUCAAAACUUCAUUGACUUUAAAAGUGGACAGAGGCAGUGAGGAGCCCUACAGGCCAGAGUUUCCCAGCUCGAAGGGGCUUGUCCGUUCUCUGGCUGAGCAGUUCCAGAGGAUGCAGGGUGUCUCCAUGAGAGAUAGGAGAGGUUUCAAGGAUAUAAGUUUGUCAGGUAGUCUAAGGAAGAACUCUUCCCCUUCUGAUUCUAAGCCUCCUUUCUCACAGGGUCAAGAGAAAGGCCACUGGCCAUGGGCAAAGCAACAAUCCUCUCUGGAGAGUGGGGACAAACCACUUUCCUGGGAAGAGUCCACUGAACAUUCUUCUCUUGCCUUAAACUCUGGGCUGCCUAAUGGUGAAACUUCUAGGGGAGGACAGCCCAGGUUGGCAGAGCCAGACAUAUACCAAGAGAAGCCGUUCCAAGUGAGAGAUGCUAGGUCUAAGGAUCUGGGCAGCAGUGCUGACUUGGGGACUUCCUUGCCUUUGGAUUCCUGGGUGAAUGUCACAAGGUUCUGUGAUUCUCAGCCUAAACAUGUGGCCUCUAGGCCAGGAAUGAAGUCCUCCCCUCAUGAUUCCCAUAUGUGUGUAACCUAUCCAGAGAGAAAUCACAUCCUUUUGCAUCCACAUUGGAACCAAGACACAGAGCAGGAGACCUCAGAAUUGGAGUCUCUGUAUCAGGCCAGUCUUCACGCUUCACAACUUGACUGUUCUGGAUGGGGGCAGCAGGAUACAGCCUGGCACCCACUUAGCCAAACAGGCUCUGCAGAUGGCAUGGGGAGGAGGUUGCACUCAGCCCCUGAUCCUGGUCUCUCAAAGACUCCAACAGCAGAAAUGGAGCAGAGUCUCCAUGAAGCCAGAACAGUGUGUACUUCUCAGGCUACACCUUGCCGAGGCCUCAGCAGGGAGUGUGGGGAGGAUGAGCAGUACAGUGCAGAGAACUUACGUCGCAUCUCACGCAGUCUCAGUGGCACCGUUGUCUCAGAGAGGGAGGAAGCUCCAGUUUCUUCCCACAGUUUUGAUUCAUCAAACGUGAGGAAGCCUUUGGAAACCGGGCACCGUUGUUCCAGCUCCUCUUCCCUCCCUGUCAUCCAUGACCCUUCUGUGUUUCUCCUCGGUCCCCAACUCUACCCUCCCCAACCACAGUUCCUGUCCCCAGAUGUCCUGAUGCCCAGCGUGGCAGGGGAGCCCCAUAGACUCCCAGGAACUUCGAGGAGUGUCCAGCAGUUUCUGGCUAUGUGUGACAGGGGUGAAACUUCCCAAGGGGCCAAGUACACAGGAAGGACUUUGAAUUACCAGAGCCUCCCCCAUCGUUCCAGAACAGACACCUCCUGGGCACCCUGGUCAGAGACCAACCAGCAUAUUGGGACCAGAUUCCUGACUACUCCAGGGUGCAAUCCUCAGCUAACCUACACUGCCACACUACCAGAAAGAAGCAAGGGCCUUCAGGUUCCUCACGCUCAGUCCUGGGGUGAUCUUUCCCAUUCACCCUCCCACCCUCCCAUUGUUCAUCCUGUGUACCCACCAUCUAGCAGUCUUCAUGUACCCCGGAGGUCAGAUUGGAAUUCAGAUCCUGUUCCAGGGUCCCGAACCCCUGGUCCUCGAAGAGUAGAUAUGCCCCCAGAUGACGACUGGAGGCAAAGCAGUUAUGCCUCCCGCUCUGGACACAGGAGGACAGUGGGAGAAGGGUUUCUGUUUGUUCUAUCAGAUGCCUCCAGAAGAGAGCAGAUCAGGGCUAGAGUCCUGCAGCACAGUCGAUGGUAAAGGUUACUCCUUUCCUUUCCUGGAGCUACACCUUUCUAUGUAAAACUGUACUGUGGGCCAGGCGCGGUGGCUCACACCUGUAAUCCCAGCACUUUGGGAGGCUGAGGCGGGUGGAUCACAAGGUCAGGAGAUUGAGACCAUCCUGGCCAACAUGGUGAAACCCCGUCUCUACUAAAAUACAAAAAAUUAGCCAGGCGUGAUGGUGCGUGCCUGUAGUCCCAACUACUCGGGAGGCUGAGGCAGGAGAAUUGCUUAAACCCGGGAGGCAGAGGUUGCAGUGAGCUGAGAUCGCACCACUGCACUCCAGCUUGGCAACAGAGUGAGACUCCGUCUCGGAAAACAAAACAAAACAAAAAAACUGUACUGUGGCAGCGUUGGUACCCUGCAUCACUGCCAUGGUUGUGCUAUUCUUAUCUCAACAUAGAAUUGGUGGGUUCUCCUAAGGGUGUCAGGAACCUCUAAAAAGACCUGAUUCUUUGGGAGGGGAUAUUUGAAAUUCCAACUUCCAUUCCCCCUAGCAAAAGGAAGCAGCUGCUGUUUAAGGGUUUUAUCUGAGCCACUUUAAAGAUGAAUCCAUGGUAUUACUCUGGAUACUACCCAUUCCUUAGGAUCUUAAGGUCACAUUUUAUUCCUGGAUGCUUUAUGUCCCCACCUCCACCUGAGCCCUCGUCCUCUGUUCCCUACUAUAUUCCCAACUUCUACUCUUUGUUUUAUCCACCUAUCCCUAUUACCUGACCCUUUGUCUUCCCUAUCUCCCAUCCUUGGGGGGACAUGUAGCCCUGUGGUCAUGUUUCUGAUUACAUCAUCAGGGCAACCCCCUGCCCAGGUAUUAUGGCCUGUCAGCAUUCCUUGUGCCCUCCAAACCUUAGGCCUAGAAUGCGGAGCUGCCAACAUAACAUCCACCCUUUUGAACAGAUGGAGUCAGGCACACUAACACAGCCUUCUGUCCUCAGCACAGCCAUCAUUACCACUUGCUCAGUUGUUGUUGUGAACCCUCAGAAUCAGCUGAACUAUUUUAGGCCAAACAUACUGUUUUUGUAAAGUAUUUUUCAUUAAUAAAUCUAUAAGAUAGUUCUAUUUAA
Molecule: messenger RNA, 8941 nt
Organism: Cercocebus atys (sooty mangabey)
Lineage: Eukaryota; Metazoa; Chordata; Mammalia; Primates; Cercopithecidae
Gene: USP54
Product: ubiquitin specific peptidase 54
Exons: 22
Coding region: 2802-7859 (1685 amino acids)
Biological process (GO): protein deubiquitination
Molecular function (GO): cysteine-type deubiquitinase activity
Source: RefSeq, a predicted model, not a curated record